GUUGAAAUAAAGCCGCCUAGUUUGAAAUUGCGCGACAUCAAUGUGGUUGAAGGAGUCACAACCAUUGCACGUGUGUUGGUUUAUAGAGGUAGAUUUCGGCACGAACAUUCGGGCUCAGUGUAGCGACUAAGUGUCCUGUCGGGUAGUAGUUAGUUGUUGAUCGAAACUCAUCCUGGACCGAUUGAACGGUUGAAUUCGUGAGAUUACUCGUCUUGAUUUCAUCUCUUAAAAUUGUCCUCAAAGGAUUCUCGAAUCGAGGUCUCUUUCUCUUACCUGUCCGUGUUUCUCGUAAAGAAAACCGCUAGAAAAAGAACAAUGCGUAUGCAAAAAUGUCUUUUACAUAUAUCAACUCUAUUUUCGGUCACAUUCCUGUGGUUAGUAUAGAAUUUUUUCUGAUAUACAUCGAUUUGGACUAUAUAUACCGUGUUUGUUAUUAAUUACUUGUUUCAAUUGUGCGUCACAUGAUCAAGACCCGAACACGCUAGACCUGAAAAUAAAGAUGUCAGUAGAAGAUUGUGAAAAUGAAUUACUUGCACUGGAAUCCAUUUAUGAAGAUAAGUAUCAACUUGUACAAACUACACCUAGACGAAAAAUAAAAGUAAAUCUAAAUGGUCAGUCAGAUGAUUCACUGUCAACUAAAGUUCGAUGUCAGCUUCUUUUUGAACUUACAAGCAAUUAUCCAAAUAAACCACCUAAAUAUCAAAUACUUAAACCUGAAAAUCUUUCAGACGAAGAUAUUUCCGAUAUAAAUAUUAUAAUCAAUGAAGUAAUUGAACGAUCCCUAGGAUUUGUAAUGUUAUUUGAUAUAUUAACAGAAGUUCAAGAAAAAUUAAAUAGUAUCUGUUCAAAAAUCUUAAUUCGUCAGCGUAAUGAAGCUAAAGAAAAACGAAAAGCUAUACAACUAGAAGAAGAAGCGAAAUUCCGUGGUGAUAGAGUUACAGUGGAGUCGUUUCUAGAAUGGAAUACAAAAUUCCUUGCAGAAAUGGAAUCAUUAAAAGAGAAGUCAAUAUCUGAAGAUCAAAGUGCUGUUAAACGACUAACUGGACGUGAGCUAUUUUUGAAAGAUAAUCAUUAUGACGAUUCCGAUUUGACCUUCUUGGAAACUAAUGGUGGCGAAGUUGUAGAGAUUGAUGAACAUUUAUUUGUUGACAUUGGCGAUAUAGACCUGGAUGAUGAUAAUGACGACGAUAAUAACCAAGUAGUUGUGACGGGAACAGCCUGAACAUAUUAUAUACUUUGUACAAAUUAAUUCACUCCAAAAGUAUCAUUGCUUUUAUUUUAACAGUUCUCCUCCGGUAUGUAAAGACAAAGAUAUACAAAGUUGGAAAUAGACUUCUAUGACUAUGUAAAUUCUAAAAACUGUAACUUCCUGAUUUCACAAACUUGACGCCACAUUUACUAAGUGUCAUACGAAUUUGGCGAUUAUAAAUUGUUAACUUGCAAAGCUUUAGUUUCGUGUUCUAAAACCUAGGAUAAUUAUUUAAAUAAAAGUAUACAACUUGGGAACCAAAGGCAAAUUCGUCUUCAUAGUUAAUAUUUUUGGAAAUAAAUAUACCUAUUGCAUAAACCUUUGUUACUGAGGCGAGAUUCAAUUAUAUUAUUGAAUAAAUGUAUCUAGAUCACUGGUGUAC
Messenger RNA from Schistosoma intercalatum, 1631 nucleotides. The record is from the annotation of a GenBank genome assembly. NCBI's taxonomy places the organism in Eukaryota, Metazoa, Platyhelminthes, Trematoda, Strigeidida, Schistosomatidae.